AUGGAGAACCCUGCAAGAUCAGAUUCUGACACUGAUGGUCAAAGCAAAGAAGAGCUGCCAGUUGCCAAGAGGCUCUCACAAAAUGUUGAUUUGGAAUUCGCCUAUCUGCCCUUGCUAGCAUGCUGCUUUGUGUCCGGUCUCACAGACGGCACCAUUUACAACGCCUAUGGAACAUUUGUGUCAAUGCAAACAGGCAACACGAUUUUCGUAGCACUGGGCACAUCCGGGUACAAUAACAAGCCAUAUGGGUGGGCCAGGUCUCUCUGUUCCAUCGCAUUUUUCAUCAUUGGGUCUCUGGCAUUCUCCCGUUUCGCAUUGUACCUCGGUGGAAGACGACGGGGCAUUAUGACACUCUCGUUUCUUAUUCAGGCAAUUCUAGUCAUCGUUGCUGCCUCAAUUGUGCAAGGCGGCCUAGUAGAUGGCUCCUACCCGUCAAAGCGGCCCUCUACCGAUGUUGAUUUCAAGGAGCUCAUCAUUAUCGCGCUGCUGAGUUUUCAGGCCGCAGGCCAAAUUGUCAGCAGCCGCACGCUCAAGGUUGGCGAGGUUCCAACGGUCGUUGUCACAAGCAUGCUAUGUGACCUCAUGUCAGAUCCUGCAUUGUUUGCAUUGGCCAGGAAUAACAAGCGCAACCGGAGAUUUGUCGCCUUCGUACUGACGCUCUUAGGAGCGAUUUGUGGUGGUUGGAUCUCCAAGGCUGCUGGAGCUGUUGACCCAUCUCUUUGGACGGUCGCCGGCAUCAAGCUCGUCAUUGCGGGUGGCUGGCUAUUGUGGAAAGCCGAGCCCAAUUCCGUGGUUUAA
Messenger RNA from Pochonia chlamydosporia 170, 798 nucleotides. RefSeq lists its product as hypothetical. The record is from RefSeq and is a predicted model, not a curated record. The transcript is spliced from 3 exons. NCBI's taxonomy places the organism in Eukaryota, Fungi, Ascomycota, Sordariomycetes, Hypocreales, Clavicipitaceae. The coding region runs from base 1 to 798 and encodes 265 amino acids.